Eleginops maclovinus (Patagonian blennie) is the source of this 3316-nucleotide messenger RNA. RefSeq names its product oxysterol binding protein-like 3b (gene osbpl3b). NCBI's taxonomy places the organism in Eukaryota, Metazoa, Chordata, Actinopteri, Perciformes, Eleginopidae. Gene Ontology annotation, molecular function: cholesterol binding. The record is from RefSeq and is a predicted model, not a curated record. Gene Ontology annotation, cellular component: membrane; cytosol; intracellular membrane-bounded organelle.
GUCCUUAGCCUAGAGCGGCCAGUCUGCAGCGAGAUGGUCGAGGAUCGCAGUUCAGCAGCCAUGUCGCAAAAGAUAUCGUCCGUGUCACCCAGCAACAGCAGCUCCUCGUCCAAACUGGACUGCCGACAGGACAGUUGGGAAAUAGUAGAGGGUCUGCGUGGAGGCUUCAGUAAUGUCCUGGAGCCCCAGAAACAGGAGGGCUACAUGCUAAAGAGGAGAAAGUGGCCCAUGAAGGGCUGGCAUAAGCGAUACUUCUUCUUGGACAAGGGCAUCCUGAAGUAUGGCAAGUGCAGUGCUGAUAUUGAGAAAGGGAAACUGCAUGGCUGCAUUGAUGUGGGCCUCUCUGUCAUGGCCAUUAAGAAAAAAGCAAAGUGCAUCGAUCUUGAUGCUGAGGAAAACAUUUAUCACCUGAAGAUUAAGUCCCAGGAGCUGUUUGAUGAAUGGGUUGCCAAGCUGCGUCACCAUCGACUCUAUCGGCAAAAUGAGAUUGCCAUGUACCCUACUGACAAGUCCUUCUACUAUCCCCACUACCCCUCCCCCAACUCCCCUAGUAUGGCGGAGAGUGCCUCUAUCAGAAAGUGCAUGGCUAUGCGCAGACAGUCCACACUGCAUUCUGCAGGAGCUUUCCCUUUAAACUGCAACAGCCAGGCCAAAGUAGUCGCCUGGCUCCAGUCAUCUGACGACAUGGACAGGUGCUCCAAAGAUUUGUCAGUCUGUGAAUCUUACCUGCUGGAGCUCAACCACCUGCUUCAGAGUAUGGAAGUCCUGCACCGCACCUAUUCUGCUCCGUCAAUCCAAGCACUGCAGGCGUCUACAUUUGACAGCCCCAAAAAGGAGAAGCGACUUCCAAGGAAAUGGCGCACUAAAAACUGCAACAAAGAUGUCAAAGCAACUCUGCAGGUACCUAGCUGCAUCUCCUCUAGCUCUGUCCGUCUCCACGCCUCUAACCCCAACCUCUCCAGCGCUGCACUAGCCAAUGACAAGGCAGACACUGAAUCGCUGGAUUCAGCUUUUGACGUGACCAAGCUGCAGGAGGACUUCUGCCGUGUUGCUGCCAACUUUCAUGCAACCAUGAAGACAGCCCUGAGUACACUAUCAUCUGAACGAGAGAGAUUAAAACAUUGUGUGGACCACGAAACAGUUCCCCCUACCUCUCCUCAGGUUGUCAGUUUGAAGAACGCACUGACAACGAAACAGGAGUCUGUUGAUGAUUCCCAUCCACUCGUACAUCAAGUCUCCAAUGAGAGCAGAGCUUCAAUCACAGAGUCUUUGUCUGAGUUCUUCGAUGCACAGGAAGUUCUGCUGUCUUCGAGUUCCUCUGAAAAUGAGGCAUCAGAGGAUGACUCAUACAUUAGUGACAUCAGUGACAACAUUUCCAUGGACAACUUUAACAACGAGACUGAAUGUGAGAGACCAAACUCAGGCUCUGUGGAAGAAGGCACUGUCCUUUAUCAGCGUAGAUCCUGCCUGCCCUCGCCGAGCCCCAACAGCAGCUCCAUAAGCCUGUGGAACAUCCUCAGAAACAACAUCGGCAAAGACUUGUCUAAAGUGGCGAUGCCCGUACAGCUUAAUGAGCCGCUCAACGCCCUACAGAGACUGUGUGAGGAGCUGGAGUACAGCGAGCUGCUAGACAGGGCUGCUAACACACAGGACCCUUUUGAACGUAUGGUGUACAUAGCUACAUUUGUGGUAUCGGGCUAUGCAUCCAGCUUCUACAGAACAGGGGGAAAACCUUUUAACCCUCUCCUAGGAGAGACCUUUGAAUGUGACAGAGCAGAUAAAGGCUUUACCUUUGUUGCAGAGCAGGUCAGCCAUCACCCACCGAUCUCAGCUUGCCACGCAGAGUCUAAAAACUUCAUCUUCUGGCAAGAUGUGAGGUGUAAGAACAAGUUUUGGGGGAAAUCAAUGGAGAUUCUUCCUGUUGGUACCACUCAUGUAACUCUGCCAGGAUUUGGAGACCACUAUGAGUGGAACAAGGUGACGUCGUGCAUCCACAACAUUCUCAGUGGACAGCGCUGGAUUGAGCACUAUGGGGAGAUCUCCAUCAGAAACUCCAGCAGUGAUAUUUGUCAAUGCAAGAUCACUUUUGUAAAGGCCAAAUACUGGAAUUCAAGUGUGAAUGAGGUAGAGGGAGCUAUCACAGAUAACAAAGGGAAGGUCAUCCACAGACUCUUUGGAAAGUGGCAGGAAGCAGUUUUCUGUGGAGACCCACCCUCAGCCAAAUGUAUCUGGAGAGCAAAUGCAAUGCCAGCAGACCUUGAGCAGUACUAUGGUUUCACCAAGUUUGCUAUUGAGCUGAACGAGCUGGACCCCUCCCUGAAGCUGCUGCUACCACCCACAGACACCAGACUACGCGUGGACCAAAGACUGCUGGAGGAGGGGAACUUGGAGGCUGCAGAGGAGCAGAAGCAGAGGAUUGAACAGCUGCAGAGAGAGAGACGGAGAGUCCUGGAGGACAACAUAACACAUCAACCUAAAUUCUUCAGGAAGUCCAAGGACGAUACCUGGGUGAGCAACAACACAUACUGGGAGCUGAGGAAGGACCCUGGCUUUACACAAAUUGAUUUUCCUACACUGUGGUGACCCCCGAACUGCAGAUUUCAAACACUUUGUCAUGUACAGCCUCUACUGUGAUGCCGGCGCAGUCCUGAUAAUGUGACUGUAUCCCAGUCUCCACAUUCAGUGCUGGUCUUCUUUAUUGCAGUUCAUCAAAGUUAUUGCCUUAAUAACAAGUGCUUAUGUAACUUAUGUAAACAUGUUUAUGCAAACAUAUAAUGAGAAUGUUGAUACAUUUAGGCAACUUUUGCCCAUGUUUUCACCUGAUAUGUUACACUCUUUCACUCAACUGAGAAAAGGAAAUAUACUUUGUAUAAAGAACGACAAAUCCUUUUCAUAACUGGUACUACACUAGCUUAAAAUGUAUUGAACAACUGGUCACUUUUGCUGUAUUCUUAUCAACAUUCUCUACCUCUGAGAUAAAUUAGCCUUGGAUAUGCCAUUGAUGAUGAACUGUACACAUCUGAUAUUUAUUCUGCACCUGCCUGAUGCCUUACUUGUUGUACUCGUAUUAUUUAAUUUAUUUUUGUUGCAACUCUGAGAUCCAAAUGAUAUCUAAAUCCAUACUAAACUUUUCUUUCUGUUUCUUAACUGUACUGCUUUUUGCUAUGACUGUGUGAAAGAUUGUGCAACAAUGAGCAGCAGAAGCAACUAUUUUUUACUCUAUCUAUUGCACCAUUGUUUACCUAGACCCUGGGCUUUGGGAUCAAGUGUCCAAAACUAUGCUCCAUGAGAUCAAAUAAAGUCUCUAAUGCUUUUG